Molecule: messenger RNA, 933 nt
Organism: Aspergillus brunneoviolaceus CBS 621.78
Lineage: Eukaryota; Fungi; Ascomycota; Eurotiomycetes; Eurotiales; Aspergillaceae
Product: sterol desaturase family protein
Exons: 5
Coding region: 1-933 (310 amino acids)
Biological process (GO): ergosterol biosynthetic process
Molecular function (GO): C-4 methylsterol oxidase activity; iron ion binding
Source: RefSeq, a predicted model, not a curated record
AUGUCAGACUGUUAUGAUUCUUUAACUGAUAUAUAUGUGAAUACGACAUCGUUCUUGACCCCAGAAUCCUACUGGGGCCAAUUUGAGGAAAUUUCCAAAUACAACACCCAUCUCAAUGUCGUGGAACGGCUCUGGACAGCAUGGUACGCCUGGAUGCAGAACGAUGUUCUUGCGACUGGUAUCAUGUCAUUUAUGAUGCACGAACUUGUCUAUUUUGGACGCUCGCUGCCAUGGAUCUUCAUAGACAGCAUGGGCUUUUUCAAGGGUUAUAAAAUUCAAAGUAACAAAGUUCCGUCCUUCCGUGAACAGUGGGAUUGUGCCAAGUUCGUGCUAUUAAGCCAUUUCACCGUUGAGUUGCCUCAAAUCUGGCUUUUCCAUCCCAUGGCCCAAUUCUUCGGCCUCUCAACUUCCGUCCCAUUUCCUUCGAUCUGGACCAUGGCCUAUCAGAUCGCUAUAUUCUUCGUUCUCGAAGACACGUGGCACUACUUUUCUCAUCGCGCUCUUCACUGGGGACCACUUUAUAAAGGCAUCCACAAAAUUCACCACCAGUACUCAGCGCCCUUUGGUAUGGCUGCGGAAUACGCCUCGCCUAUUGAAGUCAUGAUCCUGGGAUUUGGCACGGUUGGCUGUCCCAUUCUGUGGUGUGCGUUGACCGGGGACUUGCAUAUCUUCACCAUGUACAUCUGGAUUGUCUUGCGGCUGUUCCAGGCAAUCGAUGCACACAGUGGCUAUGAAUUUCCUUGGAGUCUCCACCAUUUCCUCCCCUUCUGGGCUGGGGCCGAUCACCAUGAUCUGCAUCAUGAGAAGUUCGUUGGCAAUUACUCCAGCAGCUUCAGGUGGUGGGACUAUAUGUUGGAUACCGAGUAUUCUCCAGAGGCGAUCAAGCGCAGAAGACAAACGAAACUUUCUGGGGAUCUGAAGAAGGGCCAAUGA